GGGGGGGACAUUAUAUAUGAGGAGAAAAAGUAAGGUAAGGAAUCAAUCAUCCUUUAUUGAAGGGAAGGACAUUUUCCGAUAUCUCCAGAAGAUUGCUUGAUUCGGUUAUGCAUAAUAUUCAUUUGCUAUAAACUGCAAACUCCAGAUAUUGUUUUUGUAACAAAAGGACGAUUAAUAAAAUUCAGAUUAGUAGGAUUGAUUUUCAUUGUUUUAGCUAGCAGUUACAAGAGAGAUAUGGUGAAGGAAACAGAAUAUUACGACAUUUUGGGAGUCAGUACCGAUGCACCUUCAUCAGAUAUUAAAAAGGCCUACUAUGUCAAAGCAAGGAAAGUUCACCCUGAUAAAAACCCUGGGGAUCCGAAAGCGGCCUACAAUUUCCAGGUUCUUGGAGAGGCUUAUCAGGUUUUAAGUGAUCCUGAGAAGCGUGAAGCAUAUGACAAACAUGGAAAAUCAGGAAUAGCAAAUGAUUCAAUGGUGGAUCCGGCAGCUGUUUUUGGGAUGCUCUUUGGUAGUGAUAUGUUUGAAGAUUAUGUUGGACAACUUUAUAUGGCUUCCAUACAGUCUGUAGAACUUGAAGAGGAGGGACAGGUUCCUGAAAUUCGUAAGAUGAAAGUUCAAGAGAGGAUGAGGGAAUUCCAAAAGGAGAGGGAAGCAAAGCUCAUAACAAAUCUCAAGAAUCGGCUUCGGCCCUUUGUUGAAGGUCAAACAUCUGAAUUUGUAAAAUGGGCAACAUCAGAAGCUCGCCAGCUCUCACAAGCCGCUUUUGGAGAGGCUAUGCUACAUACUAUUGGCUAUAUCUACACAAGGCAAGCUGCAAGAGAACUUGGAAAGGAUAAACGUUAUAUGAAGGUCCCCUUUAUAGCCGAAUGGGUCAGGGAUAAGGGCCACCAGAUGAAAUCACAAGUUUCUGCUGCUUCAGGUGCAGUGUCUUUGAUUCAAAUACAAGAGGAGCUGAAGAAGUUGAACAACUCAGAAGCCAACGAAGAGCAGAUAAUGAAAGCAAUUGAAGGCAAAAAAGAUCAAAUGAUCAAUUCCCUCUGGCAGAUCAAUGUCGUAGAUAUUGAGACUACUUUAUCGCGUGUCUGCCAAGCAGUGCUGAAAGAUCCCAGUGUUUCAAAAGACGAGCUCAAGCAACAUGCUAUUGGAAUGAAGAAGCUUGGAAAUAUAUUCCAAGGCGCCAAGGCUACUUACCGCAGAGAUAAUAGUUUGCGCGAAGAAGGCACCCAGGUAAAGGCUGCUUCUUCUUCAUCCAAGUAGCGCGGUUCUGAUUAAGUAUUAUACAAUGUUAUAUCUCUCACUUGUUUUAGCCAACCAACCACUCUAUGCAUUUCAAAUUAAUGUUAUAUGUUGUGUGUUAUUUAUCAUUUGAAUUCUGUUUGCUUGAUUGAUUAUUUGUUACCUGUGUAAUAAUUUAUCAUGGUCUUUAUCACAUGAUGUAUUGUUAUUAUCAUUAUUGAGUGCAAAUUCUCAAAAGAUUGGACCAA
This is a messenger RNA of Helianthus annuus (common sunflower), 1484 nucleotides long. RefSeq names its product chaperone protein dnaJ 10. Bases 235 to 1257 code for a protein of 340 amino acids. The record is from RefSeq and is a predicted model, not a curated record. The transcript is spliced from 8 exons. NCBI's taxonomy places the organism in Eukaryota, Viridiplantae, Streptophyta, Magnoliopsida, Asterales, Asteraceae.